This is a messenger RNA of Echinostoma caproni, 795 nucleotides long. The record is from the annotation of a GenBank genome assembly. NCBI's taxonomy places the organism in Eukaryota, Metazoa, Platyhelminthes, Trematoda, Plagiorchiida, Echinostomatidae.
AUGAGCUCAAAACCACUCAGUGAAUACAAUGGACCCGAUCCUUACGAAUUGUUCAAUUCUGUGGUUCUCACCGCUUCGGAUGACAUUUUGAAACGAUCUUACACUCUACUGUCUACGCCGAGUUCACCUUUGGAUGUUAUCACCGAAUUCACUACAAACAGUCUGUCACAACUGGAACAGACCGUAGAAUUUGCCCAACUUAAACAAAAUGCAUUUAAAUCACCCCAAGAUGCUGCGUUGAUUGUGAUUGAUAUGCAAUGGGAUUUUAUUUGCGGCACACUCCGAACAAUUGAAUCACCAGCCAAACAGGACGGUGCAAAUAUCAUCUCCAAUGUGAACAAAAUGCUCAAAAUGUCUUUCAAGCAAAUCUAUAUUAGUCAGGAUUGGCAUCCGGCAAAUCACUGUUCAUUUUACAACAACCGAACGACCCUUCAACUCAGCCCCAAUAGUUUAAUUACCAAAGCUGAACAAGCUCAAAUGUAUGACACAUUACUCAUAAUCGGUGCCAAUAAGGUUGAAAGGGAACAAAAAUUGUGGCCCACACAUUGCAUUGCGAAUACGGAAGGAGCACGGAUUCAUCCGAAAAUAGAGCUUCCCAAAGAGUAUAUAUCAAUAAAAAAGGGAACGCUUCCUUUGGUCGAAAGCUAUUCAGCCUUUGGUGAUCCGUUUGGCAUCGAGGAUACGGGUCUGCAUGCUCAACUACAGAAAUCCGGCAUUGUCACACUGGUUCUGUGUGGAAUCGCCACAGACUUCUGUGUUGGUGAGAACAAUGCGUUUUCCAUUACUUUAUGGUAA